CCAUCGCGGCGGGCUUCAUUUGGGCUUGGACCAUUGCCCAGAGAACAGUUGGCUUUGGCUUCACUGGACCCCGUAUUCCCGUGCUGGAGGUGAUCUUGCACCAGAAGAUCACAGUGGAAGUAGUGUAAGCAAGUGUGUGUGUGUGCAGGUGAAUGUGUGCGCGUUUGUGUGUCCAGAGAAAAGAAACGGGACUCUUGCUCCCACAAGGGAAGCCCAAGCUGUGUUGGGCUUUGAGGUUGCUCACGCAGAAAGUGAAGUAGUGCAGCAAAACAAAACGAUCGCUAGGGAACGCUAGCGAGCGACGGGGAAACUAAAACGAACGGGACUUGGGUGUGUGUUUUUUUUUGCUAGAAAACCCUGGAAGUUGAAAUCAAAGUCGAUACGACACAAAAAAAGGAAGACCAGUUCGGAACCGAUUAAAAGUGAACCUUUCGGAAGAGACGUAUUAAAAGUGAACUGUUCCCCCAAUCUGAAGGACCUUUUGGUGUUUAAAGUGUGUAUUGUGAUCUAACCAGCCAAGACUGGCUUAAGACGUGUCGUAUCAUCCUACAGCGGAAUAACCGUUAGCAGUAGCACCAGGUGGAGAAAAUGUUGCUAACGAGCGGCAGUACCAGCAGCGUCCGGCAGCGAUCGAGAGUGAUCGUUUCCGUCGCUAGCAUGAUUUUGAUCUGUUUCCUCGCGGACCAGACUAGCGCACUGCAGGGAUACUAUGGUACCAAGAUUGGAGAUCUUUCUGAGCUGCAUCAUGGUGUGUCCGGUUCGGUCUAUGCGGUGGAUGCCAGGACUCUGUUUCUGAAGAACUUCAACUACGACGGUGAAGGUCCCGCUGCCUACUUCUACGUCGGUAAUACGCGAGCCCCUAGCAAUAAGGGUGCGCAUCGUCUGCGGGAUGAGCGGGGCCGGGCCGGCGUGCUGAGGCGGUAUCGUAACGAGGACAUUACGCUCUCGCUGCCGGAGGGCAAGACGCUGCGCGACAUUCGCUGGUUCUCCGUGUGGUGCGAUGACUUCUCGGUCAACUUUGGUGAUGUGCAGAUACGGAACGAUCUGGACUUUCCGCGCCCGACCAAGAUCGCGGGCCUGAGCGGGGUGCACGAUGUCAGCUCGGACAACAUCGUGAUCGUCGAUGCGCAAACGCUGCUCGUACCCAACUUCAGCUACGAUGGCGAAGCACCAGAUGCCAAGUUUUGGGUGGGACGCGGGCCAGCACCGACAUCGCAGGGUAUUCGCAUCCCAGACGAGAAUGGCAAGGAGACACCGCUGCGUCGCUACGACAAGAAGACGAUCGUUCUGACCCUGCCCGGUGAUCUGACCGUGUUCGACAUUGGUCACUUUGGUGUGUGGUGCGAGGCAUUCACUGUCGACUUUGGGCACGUGCGCAUCCCGGACCAGAUCAAUGUGCCACCGUCGCUGAAGAUGCUUGGCAUCAGCCCACAGUCGAAGCUGAACUGUGAAGUCCUGCUCGAUGAGUUGGCCUUUGAGGUUCGUUGGGCCGUCGCCGGUGAAAGUGUGGUCGUACAGCUUGUUGCAAAGUUGGAUGACGGCGAGUACAUGUCGUUCGGCGUUUCACCCAAUCCACAGCAGAGCCAGAUGGUGGGAGCCGAUGUAGCCGUAGUCUGGGUAGAUAAGGCAACGGGCAAGGGCUACGCACAGGACUACUAUCUUGAUGCUAAAUCGCAGUGUUCGGGUGGACGUGGCAGCUGUCCUGAUACACGCAUUACCGAGAAUAGUAACUCAAUCCGGCUGCUAAAUGCGGCCAUGGUAAACGGUUACUCGAUCGUCACGUACCAGCGUCCGCUGCGUGCUGCGGACCAUCUCGAUCUGCCCGUGUUUACCAACGCAUCGCAGGCGAUCAUCUGGGCCGUAGGUCCGUUGAAUCAGCGCUACGAGGUGUCGUACCAUUCGCACUAUCUGAAGGGUAACAAGCUGAUUGACUUUGGGCGCCAACCGUUCUGGAACUGUCCGACGCCGGAAUCCGACCAGAAGCAGCCAGAACAGCCACAAAAGCUGUCCUCGGGCGCUGCGCCCAGCUAUGGUGGUGGCAAUCGACGGGAGGAUGUAGCGAACAGUGUGCAGCAGCAGCGGCCACAGGUGCCGGCAACGGCGAGACCGCCAGCGAAACCAGGUGCAUGGGACAUUCCUCCGAUCCAGUGCUACGAACCGGAGGACGGCGUGUUCUACGCUCAGAUGGGCCCCACCGGUGGCAAACAAGGAUAUCCAGCUAUUACGGGCCAUGUCGGAUGGGGAAUUUCGUGGUAUAUCAAUGGUCUUUUGAUUCCCGAGAUUAACGUGGUUCGUGGUAAGACGUACACAUUUGUUGUUGAGGGUGGGCUGGAUCCUAACGUACCGGCAAAGUACCAUCCUUUCUACAUUACGGAUGACUCAGUCGGGGGAUAUGAACAUCAAUCGGAGGAAGAUCGUAAGAACAUUCGCAUCUUUGCCGGUGUACAUCGUAGUCGUAGCGGAAAGCUUGUGCCGACCGGUGUUGGACGCCUCUGCAACUGGACGCCAAAUCCGGAUGGACCACCGUCGGACGAAUAUCCUUCGUUUGGUGCGUACCAGCGCAGCCUGUCGCUGAAGUGUGAUGUUGGUGAGCCGGGCAUCAUCACCUGGACGCCGGAUGCGGACACCCCGGACACGGUGUACUACCAAUGCUUUACCCACCGUUACCUGGGCUGGCGCAUCAACGUUCACGACGCGUGCGAUGUGGCACAGCCAAGCGAGCUGGACGAGGUGUACGCCGAACCGAAUGAGGGCAUCUCUGUGGAGGAAUCGAUCCGACAUGAGUCGAAAGUGCUGCCGGCAGAUAACUUCCUACAGCAGCAUGAAAACUUCCUACAAAAGCACGAGCUGGAUUUGAUCAAGCACCACAAGAUGACGCCGGACACGAAGAAGGAAGAGUCGUUUGACAUUAACCUGGAAGAGAACCCCGAGAUGACUCGCAUCAUUGAGGAUGGCAUUCGGGCGGCGGAAGAGCUGGAAGAGAAGCUGCGUGCAAAUCAGACGGUGGAGAGCGUCAAUCAAACCAUACCGCAUCAGCAUCACCCGGGCCAUCCGGGUUUCGGUCCCGGUCCCGGUCCCCAUGGACACCGUCACCCGCCUCCACCCGGAUAUCAUGGUUCGGCAAAACCAAUUCUUUCCUCGUCCGGAUUACCAGUUUUUCUGCGCCCACCAAACAGCGGUCCAAUGUUCCGCCCGGUGAAGCUGCCCGUGCGUCGUCCGAUCGGGAUCGAGCGUCGCCCGAUGCACGGCCCGAGCCGUCCUACGCGGCCAUUCGUUAUCCCGCAACCAUCGAUGAUCGUGAGCCACUACCAGAAGCCGGUCGCACCGUUGAUGCGUCCGUUCGUGGCGAAGGGUAAGAUGCCGAUCAAGGCGAUCGCACCGAUCCUGCUGCUGGGUGAACCGACCGAAAUUAAACCCUUCCGCAAGGGACCCUCGGUGGAGAUGAUGGUGGCGAAACCGCCGAAACAGAUCUCGGGUGGUGAGCAGCGACCGCCCAGCUCACCGGGUGGUCCACCAUUCGCCCUGCCGGACAUGCCACCACAAUUAACGAUGAGCUUGAAGAAGAACGAACCGGUGCCGAUCACGUUGCCGAUACGGCACACGAAACCGGUGAAGGAAUCACUGAAGCCCAACAUUAAACCCAUCUUCAAGACGCCGUACGAUGUGUCGGAAUCGAAAAUGUCGUACGAAACGCAUGCGGCUAAUCACGGCUUCGAGCCCAGCUCGGUCGUAGUGGAGAGUGGCUUUAAGCCGAUCUACCGCCGCAAGGACGAUUACGAUCUCGAGUUUGAGGACAACAGGGCACAUGGGUUCUUGCGCCGCCAGGACGACGACAUCGACGAAGCGAUCGAGAGCGAUGCGCUGAUGAUCCACGGGGAGGACGAACCGUCGAAGCAAACGUUCGAGCCGAUGUUUAUUCCCUCGCCGUUGGAUAGUAUGGCGAUGGCACAGGUGAAACCGUCCGCUGGCCCGGCCCGUGAAUCGGCCACGAAGCGCAACGUCGAAAUUCUGCCAGACGAAACGGCCGACGUGGUGGGCGAAGGGCAGGACGCGUUGGGCGCUGCAAACGAACGGGUCGAUCCGUUCUAUCUACCACCGAUCGGGUCGGACGGGUCGGUUGUUUCUUUCGAUGGCAAAGCCGUGCUGGACAUGUCGCUCGUCAACGGACCUACGGCGGUUUCGCACCAGAGCGAACCGCUGCCACCGGUCGGUGGUCCGGGCACAAAGGCGGAACAGCUGCUGCGCGAAACUCCCCAGUUUGGCCCGUUCCGUGGGGAGUAUCCGCCGAUAGCGGCGUAUCUGGCACCGGACACGGCCGCUAUCUACGGUACGCGUGGUUCGUCUGCUGUCCAGCCACCGGUGUCGGAGUACGCGAAUCCGCUGCUCCCGGGUGGCAUCAAUGCGCAGGACAGUGCGAGCAGUGAGCAUCAGUCCGGAGCGGCCGGUAAACCGAUCUCGACCAAGCUUUCGAUUGUCAAACCGAUGGCAAGCUCACACGAGGAUCCGAUCCCGUACGAAGAGACAGACUCGGACAUGGGACGAGCUCGGAGCAAACGAUCGGCCCAUCAUCAUCCGGAUCAUAAAGGUGACAGCCACGACGAUGGUUGGCAACCGAUGGCGACGGGCGUUGGUGCUAAUGCAGGAAGCAGUUGGUGUACAGUAAUGCUGGGACUUGUGUUUGCGGUUGCGCCCACAAUUUUGCUACGACGAACGGUGGUGGCGUGAGACGUGUGAUCGUCUGUACGAGGGGCAGGACGCGCACGGGAUGCAGUAUUAGCGGGUAGUUGUGGAGCGGUCGAGGAGCACGGUAGAAUUAGCAUUUUAUUUAAAAUAGUGAAACACGCACGUUGAUUAGAGCAACAAAAACCACUUCGGUUAUAGGUAGAGAUGGGGAAAAACGGUUAUCUAGCGAGCGUGCAGAUGGAAGCGAGUAAGCAGCAGGUUAACUUAAACGAGAAACAUCGGAUAGAUUGCAUAAGAAGAUCUACAUCUGCUUGGGUUGUGCAAGGCAACGCUCACACAGUCUAUUUGUUGUGAGUUGUAAAUAAAGUUGAAAAUUGACAGAAAAAUA
Anopheles coluzzii is the source of this 5071-nucleotide messenger RNA. RefSeq names its product protein Skeletor, isoforms B/C (gene Skeletor). The transcript is spliced from 8 exons. The coding region runs from base 589 to 4725 and encodes 1378 amino acids. The record is from RefSeq and is a predicted model, not a curated record. NCBI's taxonomy places the organism in Eukaryota, Metazoa, Arthropoda, Insecta, Diptera, Culicidae.